Molecule: messenger RNA, 780 nt
Organism: Aspergillus chevalieri
Lineage: Eukaryota; Fungi; Ascomycota; Eurotiomycetes; Eurotiales; Aspergillaceae
Exons: 5
Coding region: 1-780 (259 amino acids)
Biological process (GO): endoplasmic reticulum unfolded protein response
Cellular component (GO): endoplasmic reticulum membrane; Hrd1p ubiquitin ligase ERAD-L complex
Molecular function (GO): ubiquitin-specific protease binding; misfolded protein binding
Source: RefSeq, a predicted model, not a curated record
AUGGACCAGUUCUGGUCUGCUCCACCUGUCACUAGGACCAUAACUGCAUUUACUUUUGUCCAGUCACUUCUAGUAUAUGGUGGCCUACACAAUCCUUAUUAUGUUCCAUAUUUUACCAGACUUGUGUUCAAGUUUCCGCCGGAAAUUUGGCGGCUAGGGUCGUCAUUUCUACUGACCGGCUCCAAGCUCGAUUUUAUCUUUGAUCUUUACUUCAUGUUUACCUAUGGCAGCGCCUUGGAGACGAACUCGCCGCGGCUCAACGGCCCUGGUGACUUCUUCACCUAUCUGUUCUUCGUAGCUACAGUCAUUUUGCUCACCGCAGGCUGCUACUUGGAAGGUGGAAUUUUUACCUCCGCAUUAAUCCUGGCCUUCGUUUACACAUAUGCCCAGCAUAACAAGGGUAUCAAAACCAGGUUCUAUUUCUUCGAGAUACCCGUCGAGUUUCUCCCUUGGGCCAUGCUUGUGAUUACCAUGGUCCGUUUGGGUUGGCCUGCCGCGCUACUAGAGAGUAUGGGAAUCGUCGCUGCCCACAUGUACGAAUUCCUUACGCGUAUCUACCCUGCAUUUGGCGGCGGCAAAAACUACAUUAUGACCCCAGGCUUCAUUAGGAGGUUUUUCAUCAAAUCGUCGCGUGAAGGGUAUCGAGCCUAUGGAACAGCCUACCGACCAACAGGACAAACUCCGGCAUCCCCAGCGUCUGAAGUUCGGAGAGGUUGGACCUCAUCCUCUCAGAACUCCUGGGGUGGAAGGGGGCCGGGGAGGAGAUUGGGCGGUGGUUAA